This is a messenger RNA of Ascochyta rabiei, 1548 nucleotides long. RefSeq lists its product as uncharacterized. The transcript is spliced from 2 exons. Lineage: Eukaryota; Fungi; Ascomycota; Dothideomycetes; Pleosporales; Didymellaceae. The coding region runs from base 1 to 1548 and encodes 515 amino acids. The record is from RefSeq and is a predicted model, not a curated record.
AUGAUAGGCACCUCGAUACCGCAGUACAUUUUCAUCCGGCUGUGCAUCUUUGCGCUGCGGUCGAUCACGCCUCUGAGCAUCUUCUAUGUCUCCUUUAGUCUUGCCGAGCAGCCCACGUCUGCUGGCGGGAGAUGGCUCCUCGCCUGGAGCGUCGUGGAAGCGGCCUUCUGGCUGUUCGUCUACAUUCCCCGCAAGCGCGCGCUCCAAGCCUCGGCGCAACACCCCCCGCUGCUCGACAAGGAGGAGAGGAAGGCCCUGUUCUGGAAGUGCUGGGACAACAUCCCGUACCCCGACCACUACCUCAGCAGGUGGUUCUUGGGCGCCAGGCCAGGCGAGGUGCGCAGGGAGAACGUGAAGGAGUUCUUCGAAUGGGCGCUCAUGAACAGAGGCACGGAGAACGAGGACGAGCUGGUGCGGCGCGCACGAGAAGAGCCGGAGGCCAAGACGGAGGAGGAGCAGGAGCUGGACGAGUACGCCGACGGCAUCGAGGCCAUGCUGGGCCGGCCGAUGGCGCCUGGCCGCGGUCCUGCAAAGAGCCUGCGCUUGACCCUGGACGAGAUCAACAUGCGCCACAGGCCGGCGGCGUGGUACUUGAUUGUCAUGCUCGUCGACACGGUGGCGGCGGCCCUGCUGUGGUACACGGGCUUCGUCCUGCAUCGCGCCCCGCUCCGCUCCGCUUUCGCCAUCUUCCCGCCCCGCCCCGCCUCCCUCUGCACCCGACAGCUCUCCGCCGCGCCUGACCUGAGCUACUGGUACCGGCCGCACACCUCCCAGACGCGCCUGCCUAUUCUGUUCAUCCACGGCAUUGGCAUCGGUCUCAUCCCCUACAUCCAGUGGCUUGCUGAGGUCAACCAGCAGGACCCAGCGACCGCCGACGGCGAGAUUGGCAUCAUCGCGGUAGAGCUGAUGCCCAUCAGCUUCCGUAUCACAGGCCCCAUCAUUGGGCCUGACGAGAUGUGCCGACAGAUCGACCUGAUCUUGGAGCGCCACGGCUUCGACAAGGUGGUGCUGGCCAGCCACUCGUAUGGAUCGGUCGUCAGCACACACCUGCUGAGGAACGCAGCCACCGCUGCCAAGAUUGGCCCAGUCCUGUUUGUUGACCCCGUCACCUUCCUCCUGCAUCUCCCAGACGUAGCCUACAACUUCACUGCACGACGGCCACGCGGCGCAAACGAGCACCAGCUCUGGUACUUUGCCUCCACCGACAUGAUGGUCGCGCACACCCUCGCCCGACACUUUUUCUGGGCUCACAACAUCCUCUGGAAAGACGACCUGCGCGGCCGCGACGUGACGGUCAGCCUGGGCGGUCGCGACCUGAUUGUCGACACCCCGACCGUUGGCAAGUACGUCUCGGGCGUUGAUCUGAAGAGCGAGGACCGUGCGUGGAAGGAUGCAGAGUGGAAAGGCCAAGGGGUGGAGACAAUCUGGUGGCCCACAGCAGACCACGCGCAGGUGUUUGAGAAACAACAAGGACGGAUGAAGCUGGCGCACGUCCUGCGAGAGUAUGCCAAGCGCAAGGAGCAGGUGGACGAGGGCGACCUGUCUUGA